GCGGCCAAAUUAAAUUUUGUUGUUGUCGUUGCUUACUGCACUUGUGGGCCUGUAUAAUAAGGUCUUCCAAAAUAGUCACCUGUUUACUAUAUGCUUAUAAGGUUUCCAUUGUGGAGAUCUUUCGAGUAAAAAGGAGGGAAAUAUUUAAACAAAAUAAGAUAUUUGGCAUUUUGCUUUUACUAUUUUUAUAAAUUUGUAUUCCUGAUAAUCAGUUGGAUUGUACUCUUGUUUAAAAAGAUAAGAAAAUGGAAGAUUAUAGAAGUAAACAUAAGACCAUACAAAGUGCAGCUCACCAUAUCGCUUUAGAUUGUAUACAUCCGCAGUUAUCAAGCAGCUGCAAAAUAAGUGGGUAUCACGAAACAAAAUUUAACUAUGUGAUUUUUUUAUCCAUGUCUGUACUAUUGGAUUGCACAGUCUACACAUGGCUCACCCUAUCAUGUACAUCCUUACCCCUCUCCAGUCCGUCUGCAACAUGCUUUUCAGGCACAACAAAGUCCACAGAUGUUUCAUCCAAAAGGAUUGAAACCAUGCAUUGAUCCCAAAGCAUUUUUGACUCCAAGUGAUAGUCCAAUAUUGGGACGGGCCCUUUGUCUCACUCCACGAGGCAGUCCUCUACCUGGUUGUGUAUCACAUCUCAAUGAAAAGUUUCAAGAUUCAUUAACUCUUAAUUCUGAUACAGAAGCACUAGUUGCAAAAAUCAGUGCCAUGUUUCCAACAGUCAGUGAAACACAUAUUAAAAUUUUAUUAAAAAAGUAUUAUAAUCGAGAAGCUGUAGUCAUCAGUGCUUUGCAAGUAGAGAAACAUCCAAUUACAACACCUGGCCCGCUGACCAUGUCUCCGUCUUCCACACGCUUAACUAAAGGUGCCAUGGGUGUGUAUUCAGCACUGCAACUCGCUAAAGGGGUAUCUGGUUCAUUGCACAGUGCUAAUCACUUUACUCCACUCACUGGAACCCCCCAGGGUUCACCACAACUACUUCGGCCAGGCUCCUGUGCUUCUAGUUAUUAUGGAACAACAAAAUCUGAUCAAGCGCCAAGACAUCAAUCACCUAAAAUGAAACUCAAGUAUUUAAAAAGUGUUUUUCCUAAGGCUGAGGAAACUUUAAUCCUUGAUGUUCUUGCUAACAAAGAUAAUAAUGUACAAAAGGCAAGUGAAGAACUUAUUUCCAUGGGUUUCUCUAAAAAAGAGACAGUUUUCAUACAGCAAAAAAAGAAAGAAAAAACCACACCACAGCCACCUAAGAAAGUAGUCACAAUAGUGAAAUCAAUAGAGGAGAAAAAAGAAUUAAAGGAGAAACUCCAAAAAAAAUACUACAAUAAAGUAGCUGAGAAAGUUGUAACUAUAGCAUUAGAGAGUGUUGAUUACAAUGAGGAAAGGGCAGAACAAAUCUUAGCAGCUGUUGUUCAAGAAGAGGAAACACCUAAAGUUGCCCAAAAAACCGAAGUGAAAGAUAUGAGAUGUCCAAAUAAUGUUGUUGUUAUUAAAGACAUGGCCAAUCUCGGUAUCACAUCACCCAUUAGUUCGCCGAGCCCGCAGCGAGCUCCGAGUCCACCGCCACCACGCCGUCUCAAGAUCUGGACUGAACAUUUGAAACCAAUUUUGAAGCCAAGCCAAAACAACGAGAGUAAAUUUAAAUCUCAAUACACCAUUACUACCAAUGGACCAAAUGCUGCUCUGCGACAGGGGCCGAAGGACAGUCUACUUCUGGAGGAUUAUAUGACUUGGAAUGGCCCUAACCCUGAACUGAGAUGCGGACCGGGAGCGAAGCAAGACGGUCCAGAUACAAAGAGCAGUGCUGCGUCUAUGGCGAGAGGAGCGGCGGGACUAGCUAAGGGACCAGCGGGUAUUGCUAAAGGAUCCAUAUAUCAAAAGAUUAAGAAUAAAACGGCCAAAGUUUUGAAUCUCCUGAAAAUUUAAGAAAAUCGAAUUUUGAAAUCCAGUAUCAGCAAUAAAAUAGUGGUGAUUUAUUAUUUAUAUAUUUUUUUGUUGGAACUUAGUUGAGUUUUUACAUUUGGAAUACUUUAGUUUUGACGAGUUUUUCUGAUAACUCACUUAUUGAUUUAAACAAAAACACGUUUGACUUACCUCAGUGGUUCAUUGUUAUCUUCUAUGUAAAAUAACACAUACAAGGUGUGAUAGAUCUCAGUUUUAUUUGUUGUAAUAAUAUUUCUUUAACCAGCUUUAAAUAGUGUUUAAGUUUUUAUAAUGUUACGUUUAUGUGUAUUUAGACAUACAGUUUUGUUCUUAAACUGUUGAUAGCGUUUAUAUCAUGUAAUUAGAAUGAUAUUUCUGUGCCAAUUUUUAUAUUAAAAAUUUUGAUGUGUUAUUUUGAUCUUUUCACUUGCAACAGUUUUAGUGGUAUAUAUAGAUAAAUGUGAAUUAGAAAAUAACUUGUCUUUAUAGAUUAAUUAUAUCUAUUUUGUUUAUAAAUAGUUUUAAAUGUUAAGAAGCUAAUUGAAUAAUGUUGCAAAUGUCAGUCAUUGACAAUGAAGGUGGCUCUAAUUUAUUUUUACCUCACGUUCUUCCGAUGUCUUGUAUAGAAGAAGUAAAUCUUUCCAAUUAUCAACGAAACUAGCCUUAGAAUAUCAACUAAAUUAACGUCUGAUGAUCUUAAACAUUCCAUUUCGUAUAGUUUUGGAGUAUAGAAAAACUAAAUUUUAUAAUUUUUAUGUAGUACCUAGUCAUUGUUAAUAUAUUUUCAUCUAGAUUAUGUUAUAAAGCUAUUUUUAUAAAUUGUAAAACGUUUUAACUUAUUAAUAUGUUUUAACUUAAUUCAAAUUUUGUACAUUCAAAGUCAGUGUUAAGAAAACAUUCUUCCGGUAAUAUAUCGAUCUUAUAGUGAUGUGUUGAUGCCAAAUGAUGAAAUGGAGUUAUAAUUAUUUUACUACAAAAAUAUAUACGACAUAAUUCAUUUAGUAUAAGAUUAGUUAUUAAUUGAAGCUCAAUAUCUAGUCAGCAAUGUAGUCAAUUAGGAUUUAUUUAGCUUAAAGAACAUAU
Molecule: messenger RNA, 2997 nt
Organism: Danaus plexippus (monarch butterfly)
Lineage: Eukaryota; Metazoa; Arthropoda; Insecta; Lepidoptera; Nymphalidae
Exons: 11
Coding region: 502-1917 (471 amino acids)
Molecular function (GO): ubiquitin binding
Source: RefSeq, a predicted model, not a curated record